Arabidopsis thaliana (thale cress) is the source of this 1683-nucleotide messenger RNA. Its product is annotated as alpha/beta-Hydrolases superfamily protein. The coding region runs from base 337 to 1434 and encodes 365 amino acids. NCBI's taxonomy places the organism in Eukaryota, Viridiplantae, Streptophyta, Magnoliopsida, Brassicales, Brassicaceae. The record is from RefSeq and is marked reviewed. The transcript has 5 exons.
CAGGAAUAAUGGUUUUGGUUUUUAGACGCAAUAGAGACAGUAUCACCAUUUUCGUUCUGGACAAACAAAUAAAAUUAAAAUUUUGAUACAUUAAAAUAUGGUUAGAACUUAGAAAACAAAUUUAUUUAGGUUCAUAGGCCAGUGAGUCUCUCUCUCUCUAUCUCUAAAAGAAAGAGAAGCAAAAAAGUAAGGAAUGUUUCCUCGCAAUCAUCAUCAUCAUCACCAUCUUCGUCUUCUUCUUUGAAACCUCCAGCGACUUCCUCGUAGUUCUCUCACUUAUACACUUACUAAUACAGAGUAACAGAGAGAGACAGAGUGGACUCUUCUUAGAGUAAGAUGGGAGGUGUGACUUCUUCAAUGGCGGCGAAGUUGGCGUUUUUUCCUCCGAAUCCGCCGUCGUACAAGCUGGUCAGAGAUGAAACAACGGAGCUUUUUCUAAUGAGCCCUUUUCCCCAUCGAGAAAAUGUCGACAUUUUGCGGCUGCCCACGCGCCGAGGCACCGAAAUCGUGGCCAUGUACAUCAGAUACCCAAUGGCCGUCACCACCCUUCUCUACUCUCAUGGAAAUGCUGCCGACAUCGGUCAGAUGUAUGAGCUCUUCAUCGAGCUCAGUAUUCACCUCCGCGUCAAUUUGAUGGGGUAUGACUAUUCAGGGUAUGGCCAAUCAUCAGGGAAGCCCACAGAACAAAACACUUAUGCUGAUAUCGAGGCUGCUUACAAAUGUCUGGAAGAGAAUUAUGGGGCUAAGCAGGAGAACAUUAUUCUCUAUGGUCAAUCUGUUGGUAGUGGUCCAACCGUGGACCUAGCUGCUCGUUUGCCUCGACUAAGAGCUUCCAUUCUUCAUAGUCCAAUUCUUUCUGGGCUUAGAGUUAUGUAUCCCGUUAAGCGAACUUAUUGGUUUGACAUAUACAAGAACAUUGACAAAAUUACGCUGGUGAGGUGUCCUGUCCUCGUGAUUCAUGGAACAGCGGAUGAUGUGGUUGACUUCUCUCAUGGGAAGCAGCUUUGGGAACUCUGCCAAGAGAAAUAUGAACCGCUAUGGCUCAAAGGUGGAAACCAUUGUGAUCUUGAACUCUUUCCCGAAUACAUAGGCCAUCUCAAGAAGUUUGUGAGCGCUGUGGAGAAAUCUGCAUCGAAAAGAAACAGUUCUUUCUCAAGAAGAAGCAUGGAAGGGUGUGAACAACCUCCUCGUCAUAGUGUAGAUGCUCCAAGGAAGAGUAAGGACGGACGAGAAAAACCGAGGAAAAGCAUAGACAGACUAAGGUUCCAGGGAUACAAGUUGAGCCACAUAGAGAAACCGGAGAAGCUGAAGGUUCCAUUUGAAGAAAUGGAGAGGUCAAGGAGAAGCGUGGACAUAUACAGAGAUAAGUCUCAGCCGAUGGAGAGAGCACGUAAGAGUGUGGAUUGGUUGGACAGAAGUCGAGCUACCGAAUGAAAAUGGAGGGUUUGAUGUCAAAAGAUUGUAUUUGAGUGUCGUUCAAUUUAUUGGGGUAUGUGUUUGUAUUGUAGUUUGUAUGCCAAGUUAAAAUACAACAGGAAGAUAGAUUUAAACAAAGUAUGAUAACUUGUCUGACUGUUUCCCACACGACACUUUUGACUGGUUUUUAGUUUAUUUGACAAGAUUCGUGUGCUGUCGUCUUGCUGUUGUUGUUGUUCAUGUGCAAACUUGAAGUGUAAUAGCCUG